Didymodactylos carnosus is the source of this 600-nucleotide messenger RNA. The record is from the annotation of a GenBank genome assembly. NCBI's taxonomy places the organism in Eukaryota, Metazoa, Rotifera, Eurotatoria, Philodinida, Philodinidae.
AUGGACAAACGAAUAUAUCCCUACAACAAAGAUUUAUUCAAUGUCACAUUUCGCGUUGAUUGUGUAUUGAAAGGAUCGCCAACGGAACAAAUGAUUAGCAUUACAGAUGCUGGACAACUUCGCGAUAGAACAUCGUGCCAGUCACUUCAAGCUGGUAAACAAUAUAUCGUCUUUCUUGAAAAGUAUUUUGAAAUAUAUCGUCCAACUGAUUAUCAAGAACUUGAAUAUGAUAACAUGACAAUUGAUCUGUUACAGAAGACAUGUGGCUUGAUUCAGUUAGAUCCUGUUCAUCAUUUUCCGAAUAAAAAUUGUCCUAAUGUUUCGGUAAACUCAUACUGUCCCGUUGAUAUGAUCAACAAAGAUCGUGUACCGUUUACAAAUGAGCACACACAAUCACCGUUCAAUGCGCCACAUAAUAAUAUUUUAGAUCAACAAGGUUUUGCAUUACAAGAAAAUGUUACUAUAGGUCAAAUUUAUGAAGGGAGUAAACAAAUAUCAGAUGAUAUCAAUCGAUUAAAUAUGGGUGCAUUAUCAGUUACACGCCAAAAUUUCUUAAUUUAUGGUGUCCUUGCUCUAGUAUGUUUUCUAUAUGUACUAUAA